AUGCGCAUCACUCCUGCCCAGUUCGAAGGACUCGACAAGUACAAGUACUCGAGCGUGGACAAGAGCAUCCUCUCUCGCCGGGUGCUCACGCCAUGGUGGAACUGGCUCAUCACACUCUUCCCAUAUACUCUCGCCCCCAACGCGAUCACCUUCUUGGGCCUCUGCUUCGUGUUCGGCAAUGUCCUCACACUGGCAUACUUUGACAUUGAGUAUGAGGGCAAGGACCUGCCGCAGUGGGUAUAUGCGUCUUGGGCGUUCGGCCUCUUUGCGUACCAGAGCAUGGACGCGAUCGACGGCAAGCAGGCGCGGCGUCUCAACAUGGGCAGCGCCCUUGGUGAGAUGUUCGACCACGGCUGUGACGCGAUCAACACAUCGUUAGAAGUAGUGCUCGCAUGCCACGCGCUCGGCCUUAACCGCUCGUGGUGGACCGUCGCGAGUGAGGUAGCCUCGCUCCUCAACUUUUACGCGUCGACUUGGGAGGAGUACCACACCGGUACGCUCUACCUGUCGGCGUUCUCCGGGCCAGUUGAAGGUAUUGUCAUGAUCAUCGUCAUCUACAUUAUCACGGCCGUGCACCCGCUGCACCAGCACUUCUGGCAGCAGCCGCUCGUGUCGCUUCUUCCCGCGCACAUCGGCGACAAGGCCGCGGCUGCGAUCGACGCGGCGCUCAACCUCCCCGACAAGUACUCACUCGCGUCGCUGCCCAUCAACGUCGCGUUCAUGAUCUUUGGCGCCUUCGGCACCGCUGGCAACAUGCUCAACGCGUAUUACAACGUCAUCGCUGCGCGCCACAGGGACAAGAAACCUAUCGUCACCCCGCUCUUGGGUCUCCUCCCGUUUGGCGCGCACACCCUCAUCCUCUGCGCAUGGCUCCACGCCGAGCGUGUCGACGGCGUGUCCAUCGUCCACGACGCCCGUCUCCUUCCCUUCCUCGGGUACUGGGGAAUGGCCGCCGCUUACCAGGUCUCACAGCUCAUCCUCGCGCAUGUUACCAAGUCGCCCUUCCCCUACUGGAACGGGAUGAUGGUGUACUCGCUUGCGUCCGCCAUCGACGCCAACGCCCAGUGGCUUUUCGGAGUCGAGCCGCUCGUGCAGUCGUCGCCAACGGCGUCCAACGUCUUCAUCUGGAUGUCCUUCUUUGUUGCGUUGUUCAACUACGUCCGAUUCGCCCGCGAGAUCAUCUGGCAGAUCUGCGACUACACCGGCAUGGCGUGCUUCACCGUCCGCCGCCGCGACAAGAGCGGGCGUUGGAUUGAGGCCGCUGAGAUGAUCCACCAAAUCGAGGAGCUCCGCAAGACGCAGUAA
This is a messenger RNA of Cutaneotrichosporon cavernicola, 1305 nucleotides long. RefSeq lists its product as uncharacterized. Gene Ontology annotation, cellular component: membrane. The record is from RefSeq and is a predicted model, not a curated record. NCBI's taxonomy places the organism in Eukaryota, Fungi, Basidiomycota, Tremellomycetes, Trichosporonales, Trichosporonaceae. The transcript has 5 exons. The coding region runs from base 1 to 1305 and encodes 434 amino acids. Gene Ontology annotation, molecular function: phosphotransferase activity, for other substituted phosphate groups. Gene Ontology annotation, biological process: phospholipid biosynthetic process.